AUGUAUGAAGAUCGAAACUUCAGUAAGAGAGCGCUCCCAGUAAAGGGAGGAGGAAGGAAACGUCUCUUCUAACCACAGGGAUUGACAAGUUAAAUUUUCUUUAGUGGAUGACGAGGAGACAUGUUACUCAUGUCCAUGUCUGACUUCAAUGAUGCCUUGUAUGGCAAAUGGUGCUAGUACUUACAUUGCAGUUCAGUAGCUCUUAUCACGGACACUCGAAAAAGUCAUUGUGUGUUUACUUGCCACAACCAACGAUGUCGUCGGCCCCAGCAGAGCCGCCCAGUGUGCCGCGGCGGGAGGGUAGCGCGCCCUGCAGCAGCUGUAGUGAAGCGAGGCGCUGGAAGCUGCAGCUGGUGACUAUCGUGGGCCUCCUGAUGGCUCAGACAUUAUUGUACUACAACGACAGCGCUUUCUAUGACGCUCAUCGCUGGUCCGUUCUGCCCAGCUCCCCAUUACGAUUAAGAUGGUUCAGUGAUAAUUCUACGACACAAUCAUUCGCCUACUCGCUCAGCCUCGGCGGCGGCGGCGGAAACAACACACACCAUGACACCAGUCCUCCGUGCACGCUCAACCUCCCCAGCCUGAAGGGGCGGGUACAAGUCAACAGGAACCCUCCCAGCCUGAAGGAGCAGGAGCGCGAGCACCCUGAGCUCACUCUCGGAGGAUAUUACCAGCCUGAGAACUGCACGGCGCGGCACAAGGUGGCCAUCAUCAUCCCUUACCGGAACCGUGCGAAUCACCUGACGGCCUUCGUCCACCACAUGCACCCCUUCCUGCAGCGGCAGCAGCUCGAGUACGCCAUUUAUGUGGUGGAGCAGGCAGGUAACGAUUCGUUCAACCGAGGAAUGCUGAUGAAUGUGGGUGUCCUGGAAGCUCUAAAGCAGCACCCCUUUGACUGUCUGUUGCUCCACGACGUAGACCUUGUGCCAGAAGAUGUCCGCAACCUUUACACCUGUUCCGAGCCUCCCAGACACAUGUCCGUCGCCAUGAGCACCUAUAAUUACAGACUGCCGUAUCAGAAAUACUUUGGAGGCGUGUCUGCCAUGACGCCGGAGCAGUACACCGCCAUCAACGGGUUCAGUAACAAGUUCUGGGGUUGGGGCGGCGAGGACGACGACUUGUUUAACCGCGUCAGACAUCACGGCCUCAACGUGUCUCGCUACCCCAGCGAGGUGGCUCGCUACACCAUGCUGUCCCACAAGAAGGAGAAACCCAGCCCUGACAGAUACACAAACCUCCGUCUGGGUAAGCGGAGGUUCAAGAAGGACGGCCUGAACAGCGUCAAGUACCAAAUACUGAAGACUGAGCGGAGGCGACUGAUUACGUUGCUGUUCGUGGCUCUGGCUCGCACUUGACAUUGGCCCGCCCUUCAUGCUUUUACUGGCUGUUAGUUUGGACUCGGAGCGAUGGAGGGGAUACGUGUCAUCGUUAUAAACAUCAGGCAGGCUUCUGUCUGCCACCAUUACUGCCUGCCUUUACAUGUUUAAUGCUGAACAAAGACAUAACCAGUUUUGUACUAUAUUCUGCCAAGUUGUACCAUCAAAAAUGUUAGGUCUUAUUUUUUCAUUUCUGCUUUUGUCCAUCCCACCACAUGUGCAGUGCAGCCAAACAGCGCUCGCACAGCUCAUAGGUCCUUGCCACGAAUCCCAGUAACUGCUAUGGAAUACUUCAGAAUAUCUUUUUUCACUUAUUUCCGCUUUAUUUGUUUAAUAUUAUUUAUUUAUUUUAUUUUAUUUUAUUAUUUUAUUUUAUUUUAUUUUAUUUUUUUUUUUUUACUGUCCUUUCUCGCAAUUAAAUAUUUCAGAAUUAU
Molecule: messenger RNA, 1810 nt
Organism: Scylla paramamosain (green mud crab)
Lineage: Eukaryota; Metazoa; Arthropoda; Malacostraca; Decapoda; Portunidae
Product: beta-1,4-N-acetylgalactosaminyltransferase bre-4-like
Exons: 7
Coding region: 168-1355 (395 amino acids)
Biological process (GO): glycosphingolipid biosynthetic process; carbohydrate metabolic process
Cellular component (GO): Golgi apparatus
Molecular function (GO): galactosyltransferase activity; N-acetyl-beta-glucosaminyl-derivative 4-beta-N-acetylgalactosaminyltransferase activity
Source: RefSeq, a predicted model, not a curated record